AUGGACUUGCCGUCCACAUCGCGGCGCAAGCCCGGCACAGUCACAUACGCCAAGCGCGAUCGAACUCCAGCAAAUAGCGCUCAGUCGUCACCAGCGACCGCUGGUUCCUCCUUCGCUGCCGCUGCUGCUCCGGCUACAAAUAGCGCCUCUGCCUCGAGCGCUUCCUACGGCGACGAAGCUGGGCCUUCCGAUGUACUUUCUGGACGCAAGCAUGCCUUGUUCGCCGCUACCUCCCCCAGUCGUGCGCCAUCAUCGCCGACCCCCCGACCGAGCAAUGUCAGUCCCAAGAAUCGCAUCGAACAUGCUUCUACAAGUCCAACUGCGCAGGCCCCAUCCUCGUCUCGAGCAGCAUUGAUCUCAAGGUCCGCCUCAUCCAUCACCCCAGGCCUCUUUCCUAAACCCGGCUGUUCGUCAUCGUCAUCGAAGCUCAACUCCACCAAAUCACUUCCGCAUCGUCCACCAAGAGCGGCUUCUCCCACUCCAUCCAAGUCGAGCCGCUCACCUACUAAGAGAAGCGCCAGCACCUCGCCAAGAAAGCUGACAUCCUCCAUCCCUCCAAACAAACGGCUCGCCUUCGCACGCACGCCGUCGCGUCCACCACAAGAUCUUGCCAGCCUCUUUGACGCCAUCGAGCCGACCUUGCCUCAGCCCCGCUCUCCUUUCGCUCGCAGCGAGAGCUCGCCCACCGUCCAACUCCACCAGCAACGUGACAACGACGAAGUUUCGCUUACCACCGCCCCUGUGUUCGCCCCGAGUCCUCUUCAAUCGCCUACUCUGCCAACGAUUGGCUUCGAUGACAUUGGCGAACUGCCGUCACCUGACGCAUCCACGAGCCCCUCAAAGCGGCCCAGAAUGGCGGAUCGGAUGGCACCUAGAUCCAUACGCCCUACCAAAUCCAAAGUAGAUGAAAUCACAGAUGUCCUCACUCAUUCCAGGCGUGGAUCCCUCCGCAGGAUCGAGACCGCGCCGUCGCUCAUUUCGGAUACGAGUCCUGUUGCACCUUUCCCCUCGGACCCAGUUCGUCCAGCUUCACUCAGGGCCAAAGAGGACGAGUCCAGGAGCGCUCGUCAGUCCGAGGCGGACUCCGUUCUCCUCGAUGUCGCCUCGCAAACCGAUAGUCAAUCUCAGGAAGGCGCCAACUCGUCCUCUGGCGCUCGUAGGCUGGCUGGCAUGAAGCAAUCGUCAGCGGGCAACGCCAAACGCACUUAUGGCCUGCAGCGCAGCUUCCUGGCAGAUCAGGUGGAUGACCAUCUCCUUUCCGCAUCGGCGGGCCCCAACGUCAAGCCCAGCAACAUCGAAGACGAGAUCGAAGCAGAGCUCAAGGGCAACGGCACCACGUUGAACAAGCCAUCCGAACUGAAAACGCCUGCUGGAAAUUUGGUGCCGGAUCCUGCAAGUACAGCACCGCGCGAAAGCUAUGCCGAACUUCUCAGAAAGUGGGGCGAGGGUGCGGAUGACAUCGAAUGGGACGAGUCGCAGGAUCCUUCGCUCAAUCUCAAGUCCAUUACCUCACUCCGAUCUCAGGGCGAGCUUCGACGCUUCAACGACGACCUCGAAUACCUCUUCUCCGGUCUCGAUGCCUCUCAAGCUCUGUCCAUCCGCCAAAGUUCCGCCGUCGAGCUUGUCAACGCUCUCUGCGGCAAGCCCGAUACCGGCGGCCUCGGUGACGAUGAUGCCACCAGCGAGGCGGACGAGGAUAACGACGACGUCGAAGAUCCGCUCGCCUCUGCUCAGUCUGCCGAUUUCCUGCGCAAGCUCAAGGCUUCCGAUCUCAUUGCACGGCUCUUCGACCUGUUCACAGGCGCACAAGCUGGCGAGGGUGUCGACAGUAUUUUGGAUGCUGCCUUCACCAUCUACCUUGCCAAGCUGCUGCGCUCGGCAUCGUCAGCGGAGCCCCUCGCCCGUGAACGCUGGCUUCAGCUCUACACCACUCUCCGCGACCUGCUGAUGCGAUCAGACCGAGUCAAUCGCCACGACCGCAAGGACGGCUUCGCUCUACUGCGCCUGCACAACCUUAAGGUGCUCAAGAUUGCGUCCAAGUCCGAACGCAGAAACCUCGCCGAGCUUCGAGACGUUGCGCGCAUCUCCAAGCUCUUUCUUGCUGGUUCCAAGAGCUGGACGUUGCGCAAUCUGGUGCUCGCAGCUUGUUGCUCACUCGUCGAUCUGCCUCGUCGUCUGUUAACCGAGGCUGCUAUCCGUGAUUUGCUGGUCGAUGCGAGGAGCCCGGAAGACCGCUCGCAAGCUUCUCCGCUCUUUCAAACGGUGCUCAGCGUGUUGGUCUCGGACGGCGUCAAGGCCUCACAACGCCUGGUCGACUUCGCCAAAGGUCUUGAGCUCCUAGCACCUGCUGCUGUCGAGAUCAUCCCCGAUCUGGAUACGGUCGAUCUGUGCAUCCGCUUCCUGGACAGAGGCAUGGACAUUCUCUACCUCGAGCUAGACCAAGCUGUCCCUGCAUCCAAUGAAAUUCUGGAUGCGUUGCAGCAUCUUGCCAGCUUUGCUAUUCAAGCCGCUCCUCUGGGUCUUGGGACAGAAGAUUCUCGUGCUGUGCGCGACCGUCGCACGGGACGCCGCGCUCUGCAAGUCUUGCACGGCAUUUUCAAGACACUGUUGGACCUGAGUCAGGUCGAUGCAAACUGGAGCGAGUCCCUAGCAUCGUCGCAGUCUCUUCAAUUGUCCGUUAUGCGAGCAUUCUCCCUCAGCUAUCGCAGUGCGUCGUCAGUCCGGCAGGCGACCUCGCAAUCCGACGGGUUCAGGCGAAAGAACGGCAACGCCGUGAGUGACGAAACUCGAAAGCUGGAUGCAGCGCUAUUCGACGACGUCGUGCAUCUCUCUCUUGCACUGCUUACCAACUUGCUCAUUAAGCAGCUCGACAAAGCGCGUGAUACCCUGCAACAGCUCCGCCUGGAUCCGACCUGCUGGCGUCGACGAGCUUGCACUACCAGCUGUACCUGCGACACUAGCCUGCCCGCACUCCAGCUGCUUGCCCGCGUCUUUUUCGAGACUCGCAUCGCUGCAGCGAGCCACGACGAUAGCCACGCAGCCUAUCUUUCCAAUUCGAUCGCCACUGCCAUCGCCCAAUUCGCGAUGGGUGGCUCUGCUCGCCUCGACACGUGUCGAGCUGCUCUCGAUGCAGAACUGCCUUCCUCGAAAAGCAAGGCUGGUGUUCUCGCUGUCAUCAAGGAAGAUGGAUUCACGACGCUGCUGGAUGCGGUGGAAGAAUUUGCAGUGGUGCAUGAGGCCGCUUUGCAUGCCGAGAGGGCGCGUGCAGCGCACUCCAUCGACGCAGGUAUGGAUAUCGCCACGAAGCAGAUAGCUGGGGCAGAGGCAGUUUUGGAACCUGUGGACGGGCAAGGCGAUAGCAAUCCGACCUCGGUCGCUGCUGAAGCGGGUCAGCUCAUCAAAGAUUUGGCUAGCUCGCUUCGGCAGAUGAUCUAG
Sporisorium graminicola is the source of this 3435-nucleotide messenger RNA. RefSeq lists its product as uncharacterized. The transcript has a single exon. Lineage: Eukaryota; Fungi; Basidiomycota; Ustilaginomycetes; Ustilaginales; Ustilaginaceae. Bases 1 to 3435 code for a protein of 1144 amino acids. Gene Ontology annotation, biological process: regulation of chromosome condensation. The record is from RefSeq and is a predicted model, not a curated record.